Exaiptasia diaphana is the source of this 3299-nucleotide messenger RNA. Its product is annotated as alpha-(1,6)-fucosyltransferase. Gene Ontology annotation, biological process: protein N-linked glycosylation. Gene Ontology annotation, molecular function: protein binding; alpha-(1->6)-fucosyltransferase activity. The transcript is spliced from 4 exons. The record is from RefSeq and is a predicted model, not a curated record. Lineage: Eukaryota; Metazoa; Cnidaria; Anthozoa; Actiniaria; Aiptasiidae. Bases 234 to 1982 code for a protein of 582 amino acids.
GUUGUACUAUUCACAGGAGAGCUCUAUAAUUGCGCUUAAUGMUUCCGUAUUUACUCUGUUGUACACAAACAUUUCACUGUCAGCUCAGUCGUAUAUAGGUUCUUUGAUCAAGAGGACAUCGUAUUAUAAAAACACAAUAUGUSUGAAAGACGCUGAGUGCAAGGAAUCCGUGUUUGGAGGUGUCAUAUUGCAUUAUAAGAGUUACAAAGACACAGUUCAGAUUCAUCCUUAAAAUGAUUAGAAAAACCUGGCGUUACAUGAUUAUUCUUCUAACAUUAUGGCUACUAAUUUUAGGCUACAUGGGCUGGCAUUUGUUCGUUCUUGUCGAUGAUUCUAACAAGAAUCGAGACACACUUGUUCGAAAAGAGAAACAUGUGGAACUUCUACAGUCACAAAAUCAAAAGCUCAAGGAAAUAGUAUCAGAUCUCCAGGCCAAGGUAGAUCUUUUUCAAAGCAAAGAUAGCGUAAAGGACAAAAAAUAUAAGGAAGCAAUCAAACGCAUUCAAGAUGCUAGUCAACGAAAAGUGGCUGCAGCUGAGAGAGCAUCGCGCCAAAUUUCACCACACAUUGAUAAUUCACAAACCAAACUUUCUACUACCCUUACAACAUUAGAUGAAGAGAAUCUCAAGAGAAGAAUAGAAUAUGAGGUCAAGGAAUUGUGGUAUUAUGCGAGUGCCCAGAUAACAAAAGUUAUAAAAAGAUCCGAUUCUUCGACGAGCAAACGAAUGACAAAUAUUUUAUCAAAUAUUGAAAUGCUGCAUCAUUAUUUGAGCAACGACCUGGAAAAAUUAAAAUCUAUGAAACGUGAAUGGCAAGAAAAAGAACACAAACAGCUSAGCGAACUAGUGCAGCAGAGAAUAGAUAAGCUCCAAAAUCCCAAAGACUGUGCUUCCACAAAGAAACUGAUAUGUCAAUUGAAUAAGAGCUGUGGUUAUGGCUGUCAGGCACACCAUGUUUUAUAUUGUUUCAUUAUAGCGUUUGGGCUUCAGAGAACAAUGAUCAUCGAUUCAACGGGCUGGAGAUAUUCCUCAAAAGGAUGGAAAGGAGUUUUUCUUCCUAUCAGCAAAACGUGUUUGCAACACACUGGUACUUUAAAAGACUGGAGAGAGUCCAACACACAUCAAAAUGUAAUCUUGCCAAUUGUUGAUAGUUUGUAUCCCAGACCACCUUACAUGCCUCUAGCUGUACCAGAAGAUUUGUCCAACAGACUGUCAACAAUGCAUGGUCAUCCAUUUGUAUGGUGGAUUGGACAAUUUGCUAAAUAUUUAUUCCGAUAUGCUCCAGAGGUGCAAAAAGAAAUUGAUGCYAAGAAAGCAAAAUUGGGAUUUCAACAUCCAAUUGUUGGUCUUCAGGUCAGACGGACAGACAAAAUAAACACAGARGCUGCAUUUCACUCAAUAGAAGAAUACAUGUACUGGGUGAAACUUUACUAUGAAAGAAGAUCAAAAGUAGAGAAAAUUGACACAAAGAGAGUUUUUCUGGCAACAGAUGAUCCAUCAGUUUUACCGGAGGCAAAAGAGAAAUAUCCAGACUAUGAGUUUGUCAGCGAUGUUGGUAUAUCUAAAUCAGCUGGACUGGGUUCUAGAUACACAGAUACCUCUCUUCAUGGGGUUAUAUUUGAUAUCCARAUGCUUUCAGAGUGUGAUUUCUUAGUGUGUACCUUUUCAUCACAGGUCUGUCGACUUGGYUAUGAGAUAAUGCAAUCMAAACACCCAGAUGCAUCCAAGUAUUUUCAAUCUCUUGAUGACAUUUACUAUUUUGGUGGGCAAAGUGGCCAUAAUGUCCGAGCUAUAGUAUCUCACACCCCUGAAAACCAAGAUGAAAUUAGUCUUGAAGUUGGUGAUCUUAUUGGCAUUGCUGGGAAUCACUGGGACGGAUACUCCAAAGGACAUAAUUUCAGGACUGGUCAAGUAGGAUUGUACCCAUCAUGGAAAGUUGAAGAAGUUUUGGAAACAGCUAAGUUUCCAACCUAUGAUGACUAAGUCUAGUUUUUAACUGUUUACAAUAGCAAAUUUAGUAUUUCCAAUUGUUUAAAGUUUUACAAUCAAUGUUGAGAGCAGCAGGUGUUUGUUUUCUGUAGAAUUAGCAAUUAUUACAUCAAAAGAACUUCGAGGAACUGUAGCACAAAUCAGCAAGCUAUUCCCAGUAGUCCUUAAAGAGUCCUCUAAGUGAGACAACAAUCCARGACAGGUUCCUGCAAAGUUGCAGUGAUAGAUACCAUCUUUCACUCCUCCUAUAAUUUGCUGUUAUUUAUCAAUGCAAACUCGCCAAUCAUCUCACUUCAGCAAAGUGAAUUGUGAAGGGGUGAUGGAGUAUUACAACUUAUAAAACAUGUGUUCAAGCUAAAACUUUUAAGUUUAUUCUUAAAAGAAUAUUAACAAACAACAUUGUCUCUAAAAUAAUGCUAAAAAAAUCUGGCAUGAGGGCUAAGAUAAGCUGCAAAGAUUUAUUUUUAAUACGAAACUGAUAAAUGAAUAAAAAUUAAUAUAAUAAACCUAUCAAAUGAAGUUUUGAAGAUCUGCAAUUACUUUAUUAAUACUCAUAAAAUAUGCACGUUUUCUUGUUAUAACGUUUUUGUAKUGCAAUUUGAAGUCUACUCUGAACAAGGCUUAAAAGUUGGUUAUCAAAUUGAAUAGCUAUUUGUAUUUCUCUUUUUGCUAAUAAAUUGCAGUUUCAAGAGGCACUUUGCAACAGUCAAAUAGAGUUGUCAUGGUAUAGACUGGAGAUUUUGGAUAUCAUGUAUAGAAAUGGAAUUGCGAUCUUCAGUAGCCAGCGUGCAGUCAGUUAAUAUUACUAUACACUUCAAUGACAUUGCAUUAUUUUAUAUUAUAUAUAUAUACUUUUUAAUACAAUUCCAACAAAGCUGGGGAAGUGGGUGGCCCUAUUGCUAUGCCACUGUGGCUGUCUACAGUUUUGUGUACAUGUCAACUGUCUCAGUUGUCAUACAUCAGUUUAUUUGAUCAGUUAGUUUACAGUUUAUCUUAUUUCUGAAAAUGUUGUUUCUAAGAUCUAAGACAAGUUAUAAUAUCAACAAUAUCUGMAUUAAAAUUUUGUUUCACAAUAUUUUCAUGAAAGUACAGAGUGCAAACRCUAAAACUUUGAAAACGAUUAACCAAAUAGUUCAAUAUAAAAAUCUAUAGUGUAGAUUUGACAAUAGAAAUCAAAGGAAUUUUGCAUAAUCCAGUACAAUUUAAUUAGCGCUACUUAAUUAAUAAAAGUUUUUCAUUGUUUUAGUGUUUGCACUCUAAUAUACAAUGUAUUUUCUCUUAGUUCUAAUAAAUAAUACAAUUAAAAAAUAG